GUAGAAUCGUCGGACCAGCAACAGACUACUCCUUCUUCUACCCCAGCCUCGCUUGCGAAAGAGCCGCCGAUUGACGCCAUGACAGUCGUAGAAUCGGAACAACAACAAGAGGACAUUGGGGAGGUAAACCUGGACAACACUGAAGAUGAAAAACAAAUAGAAAAACAAGGAAUUGCAAUUGCAGCACAAGACGUCGGCAAUAACAUCAAAACUUCGAAACAAGAAGAUGCAGCAGCAGAACCAGCUGCAACCAACAAAAGUACUCUAACCUCCACCUCGCCGCGUCCGUCUGCUGUCGAACAAAGUAAAGCGCAAACAGAUGACAUAAUCCGGCUCUCGCGCCAGAGUUUCCCGGAAGACCCGAUUGAAAUUGAGGUGAAUGGCUUGACAUUGCUCGCACAGGAUCUGCCCGAAGAGAUGCUGGAGGACCUGAACAAAAGGUAUGAGCAGGAGGAUUGGGGCUCGAUCUUGGCCAGUGCGUUGCUGAGUCGAAAGUUGUUUGAGCAGAUGGAAGUGAAAAGGGUGUAUGGGGGGUACAAUCCACCGGCGGGCAGUAAAAGGUUACAAGAACUUCUUGCGACCAGCACGGGAAAUAAUAAGACUACUGCAUCGUCGUCUAUCUGGCAGUGUCCCCUUUUGAAUGUCGCCCGGAAGACGAGGAUGACGAGCACUACUAAUUCUACAAAAGCAAAAAAAGAACCAACAACAUCAACAUCAUCCCAGAAUGAUUCUUUGGCGAAGGAACAUAAAGACGGGAAAACUAAUUUCCCAGGCGGAGGAAGUACAGCGACCACAGGCGGAGUAGCCGAAGCUGCGACUGCAGAGCAAGAACGGCGGACACCGGCAGGAGUUCUCAGAAGUGUCGGCGAAGAAUCUUAUGCGAAAACGACCGUCCAUUUCCCAACCUUUCGCUGCUGCCUAAAUAACUUCUCGUCGACAACAAGGUCGUUCUUGCAUAAGGAAGAAGACAAAAAUGAGGAAGUAGUGCUCUGCGCAGAAAUUGAUCUCGACGAUGUCGGCGCAGAGGAUUACUACACGGAAGAACUACAAGGUCGCGCAGCCCAACGAGUGGACAAAGCAGGCAGAAUUCCUGCACAACAAGAUGGACGACCGGGUUCUGGUCAACAACAACGCCACAGCAUCCGACGGGUCCUGGCGCGACCGAAAGAUUCUGAGUUGCUGACCCCUACCACCGCGGAGAUUUUUCCGGCGUUACAAACGUUAGAAGAGGUCGUGGCAGGACAAACAUCCUCAAGAUCCACUUCUGGUGCAGCAAGAACGUCGGACGCAGAGGACUUCGAAGACAAUUUGAAUUUCAUCACGAAAACCUUUACACGCAACUGCCACACCGCGUUUGCGCAUUCGCUAAAGGCCAUGGCUGAGAUGAAGAAAAAAUCCCUCAAAUCCUCCUCCUCUUCUACGAGCAACACAAAUGCGACGUCUACUUUGAUGGCUGUUGUUCCCGGAGCCGCUGGUGGCACAGGAGCAGCAGCUGCUCUCAAAAAUGCGGAAAUGAACCUAGCGGCUGUUGCGACUGCCUCCGCCGCGGGGAGUACUUCUACUGCUGCGCAACUCUUUCAGCAAACGGACUCCUCUAUCAAGAUCGAGUGGACGAUAUGACAGUGCACAAUUCCCUCUCGUCCCCCUCGUCUGUCAUGCGAAAUCCUAAUCCAGUCGCUGCAUUGUGGCACUGCUUGCGUGACAAAUUCCGGAUGAAGUCCAAAAUAGUACCACAUUGGGUACACACAUUUGUCAUGCAUAUGCUCCAUCUGUGGCUGUGCUUGUGUUUGUAUUGCUGUUCUUCAUGCUAUACAAGUAAGGAAGAGGGGGACUGCGACUGGUGCACUCUCAUAGACGAAUGAAAAGAAGCACUCGUUCGAGGUGCUGUUCUAUCACGCGCACAUGUUCCACCUCCUGCGGCACUUUCUGACCAACGGGGACCUGCAAUUCGCGUUUUCUCUGUCCAAGUGCGAUCCGUUUCAGGUCACGGGCGGGAAGUCCGGCGCGUCAUUUCUGAUCACUUCGAACAAAAAAUAUCUGCUGAAACAAAUGAACAAACCGGAAAUCAAGUGGUUUGAGAAGGAAGGCGACGUAUGCAAGAAAAAAACCGUGUAAGUGUAUGUAAAUCUGUGUUGCAGAAAAUGAAAGACACUCACACUUGUCAUGCUGGACAUGCAUCAGAGGUUUGUUUUGUACGUGUUUGCACGUACUAGCUGCGCAUGAGAGGUUUUCUCUGUCAUGCAGAGCACGUUUCUGAUGCUGUUCCUCCAAGAAUGUUUGCACUUAUUGAGUACACACUUUUUUUCUUGGAUACGACGCGCUGUUGUGGUACUACUCAAAAACGCUGUUCGAACAGGAAGAAAUUUUAAAAAACGGCAUAAAUGAUGACGCCGCUCUACCGUCGAACAAAACCAGAACGACGAAUAGAAGUACCAUCUUCCCCUCCAUUCUCACGCCUAUCUACGGCGUUUUCUCCGUGUACCAAUCCUACCCGAAGAGAAACCGACGGAGUUUCAUGGUAUUGAAAAAUUUGAAGCACAGCGUGGUGGAUCAUCAUGCGGAUCACCUGCCGUACGGAACAAGCGGAACAAAUAUGUCGAGGAGUAGUAGCAUGAGGACGAACAUCAACUCUGCUGCAAAGGAUAGUACAACCAAGGACGUUCCGCGGCCGCGUCUUCUGGCGAGGAAAGAAGAAGAAGUUCGUGGCAGUGUGCAGCACUACAAGGCCUUUGCGUUUGAUCUGAAAGGUGUCGGGAAAAAUCGCAGACAAGAGGAAGAAAUAGUGGAGGAAGAUAGUGCAACUACGACCCCUCCUGCAAGUAGAGCAGCAACUUUUGGUACGGCUGGUGAAGUAGAGAAAUCCUAUGUGGAUCCACCUCCUAAUGCUCCGAAGGCGGUGGCGAGAGUGGCGGAGCAGCAUGUUUCACUGCAUCCUGUAUUGGAAAGUAGUCAAGUUGUUGAGGAACAAAUGCGUACAACAGCUAUGGGAAAUUAUACAACGGGUACGCGACCGCGUUUGCUUGCAGCGGAUGACCAAGCACAACAAGCUUCAGAGAUGGUCCUCGACAAGGAGGCACAAGGUAUUACAGCGCAGGAGAAUUGUACUACAACCAACGUCGAGAACUACACCACAACUACUACCGCAGACGGAGGAACCGAAACAACAGUUCGGGUAGUUACCACGGAAGCAGGCCAGGAGGGUGCAAGCAACGCUCUACUAACCGAAGAUGUAGUGCUUGAUGCUGGAAAAAUCGACGCGAAUAUACAACAGCGUUAUGAAGAAAAUAUUAACGACCAGGAAAUAGAUGGUCCAACAUCCACUCCGCAGCCAGGGACACAGCUAUCGUCCGUUGCGCAUGAACAUGAAGAUGCAGAAGAAGAGAAGAAAGGAAUAUUAUUAAACAGGACUGCCGUAAAAAUUGAUGUCCCACAAGCUGCAGUAGAAGAAGUUCCCACAACUACCUUGAAGAAGAUGUCCCCGCCCGUAGAAGAGGAAAGAAAAUCAGCCCCCCUGCAAGAAAAUGAAACGGAAAUCACUUCUAGACCACCCCCACCACGACCCUCGACUGCUAUUGCGAGGAGUAGAAUCGAUUUUCCGAAGCGUACCCUGUGGGACCAGAAUUUCCGGGAGUGGGCCCAAGGCAUGCCCUUAUCCGUAUCGAAGGAAGAUUAUGGAUUGCAAAAGUGUCUGGGUCUGGAAGAUUGUGACUUGUCAUGGUAAAUCUGAAGCAUGCAAAAAUCUGUGUUGCAUGAAUGCCAAAAGCUGUCCACUAUUGAUCAAGUUGGAAGGGAGUUUCUCAUGCAGAAUAGGCAUGGCAGAGACCUCGCAGAGUCUGUCAUGCUAAGUCCCGCAUUCCAGACCUCAUGGGUCAUGGAAAAUCUGCAUGACAAGUCUACAAUCUUCCAGACCCAGACAUUUUUGCACUUGAUAAAGAUUUGGAUUUUCUGCGCACCGCAAUUUGGAACGACACGUUUUUUCUGUUGAAGAUGAAGUUGAUGGACUACUCGGUCUUACUUCUCAUAACGGAGGGCGAGGACGUCGGGGAGCGGGAAGAUGACGGUGACGGUGGCGGACAGGAAGUUGAUUUUUUUCCGACCAAUACGGAACAAAACCAAAUUCGCAUCGGGUUGAUUGACUACGUCCGACCCUACACCCUGGACAAGCUAUGCAUUGCAAAUAUGUCUGGGUCUGGAAGAGUGUAAACUUGUCAUGCAGGUUCUCCAUGCUCCUUGAGGUCUGGAAUGCGGGACCUAGCAUGACAGAGUCUGUAAGGUCUCUGUCAUGCCUGUCCUGCAUGAGAAACUCCGUCCCAACGUGGUCGAAAGUGGACAGCUUUUGGCACUCAGGCAACACAGAUUUUUGCAUGAUUCGGAUUUAGCAUGACAAGUUACAAUCUUCCAGACCCAGACAUUUUUGCAAUCCAUACAAGCAGGUGGAGCACUACGCGAAGGUGGUUUUCAACUAUCCGCAGAGCGGGUACCAACCCAGCAUCUUGGACCCGGCGCACUACGCACAGAGGCUACUGAAGUCCAUCGGGAAGAGCUUCAUGCAACGGGUGCCGGACUUUUGAACCGUGACUCAUCUUCGACGGGAGAAGUUCUGUUUGGAUCAGCAUAGAAGGAGACUGACUUGAAUAGUCAAAGAUCAUCUCUACUGCUCUUACUGACGCAAGGACCACUGCUGAAAAACGGACCGAGGCGUCGCGAUGGUCUGCUCGUCUGGGUACUUAUAGCAAAUGUGAAAGGAGAACGCCAAAUGUGUGGAAU
Messenger RNA from Amoebophrya sp. A120, 4767 nucleotides. NCBI's taxonomy places the organism in Eukaryota, Dinophyceae, Syndiniales, Amoebophryaceae. The record is from the annotation of a GenBank genome assembly.